Dibothriocephalus latus is the source of this 944-nucleotide messenger RNA. The record is from the annotation of a GenBank genome assembly. NCBI's taxonomy places the organism in Eukaryota, Metazoa, Platyhelminthes, Cestoda, Diphyllobothriidea, Diphyllobothriidae.
AAAUCCCGCCAAACGCCUAGAGUUUUUCACACUUGGGUCAACUCAAACUUAACGGUUACCCUUCUUUCUGACUCCCGCUAGACAUCGAUGACAUCAGCCCACUCACCUACCUGACUCCCUUCCUGGAUGUGAUUCGAUCUGAGACAACUAGUGGACCCAUCACCGGCCUGGCGUUGACCUCGGUGGAGAAGUUUCUAGCCUACGGUCUGCUUGAAGCCUCUGCUGGUGGUCGAAAAGUGCAGUACUACCAAUACAAUCAGCCCAGUCCAGCCGCCCAAGACAUGGUGGUGCUUAUGAAGAUUGUUCACUUGCUGCGUACUCUAAUGCUCGUGCCAGCCGGCUACCUCUUAUCCAACGAGAUGGUCUUUGAGAUUCUCCAAAAUUGCCUGCGAAUCUGCUUGGAGACCAAGCUCUCCGAACUGCUGAGGCGUACGGCUGAACAAUUUCUAUGCUCCAUCGUGCAGCUGUUUUUCAGUCGCCUACCCGCACUCAUUGCCGCCGAGGCCUUGCUUGAGCAGCCUGAAGUGCCCUCCGCCAGCAGGACCCCACGAAUGUUCCCAAAGAAUCACUUCGCUGUUGACGAGCGCAAGGACCCGGAGACUGCCACUUAUCAGGGUGAUGGACAACCAGCGGUGCCAACGGACGGCAGCAAGUUACCUCCACAGCAGGACCCCGAGGCGGACAUCAGCGGAAGUGUCUGCAGUCUGAAGGACCACCUGGUCCAACAGCCCUCGUCCGAGGCAUCCCAACCCGCGGACACUGCACCUGAAGAGGGUGCUCCAGUAACCUUUGUUCGAUCCCCCUCGGAGAUUGGUAUGGAGGCUCUGGAGUGUCAAUCACCCGCCCCAGAGGAGGAGGCGCUGCCGCAGCUGACUUCCCAGGUUUUUGUCGCGAGCUUUGCUCCCCCUUCCCUCCGCUCGGUUUGCGUUUUUAUCCUUAGAUAA